UCGGCACCCGGGCGCUUGGCCGGGUGCACGGCGGCUGGCGCACGGCGGCGAGGUAGGCUGCCGGGGCCGGGUGCAGGACGGGCCGGAGGGGUGUGUGUGCGCGUGUUGGACAGAAGAUCCAGGCAGAAGCAGAGCCAGGCGGACCUGAGCAGCCAUGCUUCCCGGGGUGGGCGUGUUCGGCACCAGCCUCACGGCCCGUGUCAUCAUCCCGCUGCUGAAAGACGAGGGCUUCGCGGUGAAGGCGCUGUGGGGCCGCACGCAGGAAGAAGCGGAGGAGCUGGCCAAGGAGAUGAGCGUCCCCUUCUACACGAGCCGCAUCGACGAGGUGCUUCUGCAUCAGGACGUGGACUUGGUGUGCAUCAACCUGCCGCCGCCCCUCACCAGGCAGAUCGCUGUCAAAACCCUGGGUAUCGGCAAGAACGUCAUCUGCGACCGCACGGCCACGCCGCUGGACGCCUUCCGCAUGAUGUCGGCCGCCCACUACUACCCGAAGCUCAUGAGCAUCAUGGGCAACGUGCUGCGCUUCCUGCCGGCCUUCGUGCGCAUGAAGCAGCUGAUCGAGGAGGGCUACGUGGGCGAGCCGCUGGUGUGCGAGGUGCAGGUGCACAGCGGCAGCCUGCUGGGCAAGAAGUACAACUGGAGCUGCGACGACCUGAUGGGCGGCGGCGGCCUGCACUCGGUGGGCACCUACAUCAUCGACCUGCUCACCUUCCUCACCGGCCAGAAGGCCGUCAAGGUCCACGGGCUGCUCAAGACCUUCGUCAAGCAGACCGACCACAUCAAGGGCAUCCGCCAGAUCACCAGCGACGACUUCUGCACCUUCCAGAUGGUGCUGGAGGGCGGGGUGUGCUGCACCGUCACCCUCAACUUCAACGUGCCCGGCGAGUUCAAGCAGGACGUGACGGUGGUGGGCUCGGCCGGGCGCCUGCUGGCCGUGGGCACCGACCUGUACGGGCAGCGCAACAGCGCCCCGGAGCAGGAGCUGCUCGUGCAGGACGCUACGCCCGUGAGCAACUCGCUGCUGCCAGAGAAGGCCUUCAGCGACAUCCCCUCGCCCUACCUGCGCGGCACCAUCAAGAUGAUGCAGGCGGUGCGCCAGGCCUUCCAGGACCAGGACGACCGGCGCACGUGGGACGGGCGGCCCCUCACCAUGGCCGCCACCUUCGACGACUGCCUGUACGCCCUGUGCGUGGUGGACACCAUCAAGAGGUCCAGCCAGACGGGCGAGUGGCAGAACAUUGCCAUCAUGACGGAGGAGCCCGAGCUGAGCCCCGCCUACCUGAUCAGCGAGGCCAUGCGCCGGAGCAGGAUGUCCCUGUACUGUUAGCGUGGACUGGGGACCUAGGGGACUUAGGCCUUCUGCGGGGGGCCCGCAGAGGGUGAAAGACGUAGGGGAGAGGGUGGCCACGGGA
Propithecus coquereli (Coquerel's sifaka) is the source of this 1412-nucleotide messenger RNA. It is a transcript of the gene GFOD1, whose product is annotated as glucose-fructose oxidoreductase domain containing 1. The coding region runs from base 155 to 1327 and encodes 390 amino acids. The record is from RefSeq and is a predicted model, not a curated record. The transcript is spliced from 2 exons. Lineage: Eukaryota; Metazoa; Chordata; Mammalia; Primates; Indriidae. Gene Ontology annotation, molecular function: nucleotide binding.